Messenger RNA from Phycomyces blakesleeanus NRRL 1555(-), 4870 nucleotides. RefSeq lists its product as hypothetical. Gene Ontology annotation, cellular component: intracellular membrane-bounded organelle. Gene Ontology annotation, molecular function: alcohol-forming very long-chain fatty acyl-CoA reductase (NADP+) activity; acyltransferase activity. The record is from RefSeq and is a predicted model, not a curated record. Gene Ontology annotation, biological process: long-chain fatty-acyl-CoA metabolic process. Lineage: Eukaryota; Fungi; Mucoromycota; Mucoromycetes; Mucorales; Phycomycetaceae. The transcript is spliced from 14 exons. Bases 1 to 4668 code for a protein of 1555 amino acids.
AUGGCCCUGGAUAAUUUAAACGGGGACGAGCUGGCUUCCUCGUGGAGUCAAGAGAAACAGCCAGAAGACUCGCCGCACGCAGUAGUAGAGCGACCAGUCUCAGUUAUUGUUGUUAAUCCCGAAGGAAUGGAUGCACAUGCAAUUAUGGACGAUGAAUCAACAUUAGAAACGAACACGAUCGAUGAGGAUUCAAAUGGAGUCAGUACACAAGCAUCUUCUAUUCAUGAUUCCGCUCCGACAUCUCCAAAAGACGACAAAAUGCCUAGUGACCAGGCAAUCGAAACACAAAUACACGCUCAAGACACACCACCGACACCGACGCCAACACCAACACCGACAAUACAAAUGCAAAAACAGACGAACACUCCAGUAAUAGCCUCUGCUACAAAGCCUCGGCCAGUGGACGAAGUGGACGAACCUAGCCGCUUUGAUCUCAGCGCCUUACAGAAUAUCCUGCCUGAAUUUGCUGGACCAGUCACUCGCUUUUACCAACACAAAAAUAUAUUGUUGACUGGUGCUACAGGCUUUGUUGGAAAGGCUGUGCUGUGGAAGCUCCUCCAAGCGCUUGGUCCAAACAUUGGAAAAAUAUAUGUCUUGAUACGCAAUGGUAGCAACAAACGUAGCAAGGUCGGAAGACCUACAGAUCGUAUUCGGAAUGAAAUAUUAAGUAAUAAAGCCUUUAUCUCUCUGAAACGCAGUAUUGGAGCAGAUCUGUUCGAUGCUAUUGUUAAGGAAAAAAUCAUUCCUAUUGCAGGAGAUAUAAUAUCCCCUGACCUCUCUAUAACUGAAGAAGACCGAGAGAUGAUAACGCGUGAUGUUAAUGUCGUUAUUCACUGUGCAGCCACAUUGGAUUACCACGAGCGAUUGGAUCUCUCACUUGAGACUAAUACACUUGGUACAUUGCGCUUAAUGGAUCUGGCGGACGAGUGUAAAAAUAUGCAGGCCUUUGUUCACAUGUCCUUGGCAUAUUUAAAUGCGAACCUCCCUGAUGGCAACAUUCAGGAACGUGUAUACCCUAUGGAACUUGGUGAUCCUGAGGAGCUAUUAAAGGAGAUUGUUGGUCUUGAACUUCAGGAUAUCCCAAAGGCAACCCAGCGUAUUUUAGGACACUAUCCAAACACCUACACAUUUACGAAAGCACUUACAGAGCAUCUUAUUUUGAAAAGAGUUGACUAUAAUCGAUUAGAAGAAGUUCAAGGUGGAAAGACGCAAUGGCCGGUGGCUAUUGUUCGUGCAACACAGGUAGGCGGAGGUGCAUAUGAGCCUCUUCCUGGAUGGGUCGAUGGUGUCACGGGUGCAAACGGCGCUAUUGUAUUGAUGGGAAAUGGUAUCCAAGUGCUUCAGCCCGAUAUUGGCGAUACUAAGGCUGAUAUUGUACCAGUUGACUACCUGGCAAGGAUAGUGAUCGGAAGUGCAGCAUAUAUCCAACCACCAGGAAGCAAAUUUCUCUUGCCCUACAAUGAGAUCCUAGCCAACAAUGCUCCUGUUGGGAACUCCAAUAUUCCCCACAUACAAUACUUUCCUAUUAUAUACCAAGUGUCUGCCACAAGCAUUGACUCUGUGAGUUGGCGUAAAGUGUAUGAAUCAUCUCGCCAUUAUUGGAUGCGCACCACAAAGAUUACUCUCCCUACAGCAAAAGAGCAUUUUGUGUCCAACAAAACGUUCUUUAAGGCAAAAAUAUUCAUGAGAAACCAUAUGCAUCAAUCUUUUACAUCCGUGUCAACCACGAUCAACACAAAUAUUGGCGUCAAUGGUAAUACAGGAAAUCGAUCUGAGCCCAGCCUUGCCAGUCGUGCCAUAGAACUGGCAACUCGUGUUGUGGAAGCAAAUCAGCCAUUUAUACGCCAUCGCUGGCAAUUUGAGAACCAGAAUGUAAAAGAGAUGCAUUCUUUCUUGGAUGAUGACUAUGUUUUUUCGUUGAACGGAUACCAGCAUAUAAACUGGGAGAGAUACGUGGCAAACUACAGCUAUGGUGCACAUAUAUAUAUUACACAAGGUCCGCCGGGAUCCAGAAGUAUCACUGUACCUCUUCAAUGGGACUGUGCUCUUUAUUCCAAGUUCUCAAAUGCAAAGAACUCGAUCAUUGACCGGCAAAUUGAGUCUGUGAUAUUUAGCGCGUCUGAUAUUGAAAAGCGUACCGAACGUAUGCUUACACAAAUAAUCAUGUCACUGGAAAAACCUGAUAAUGAAUCUAGAGACAAGAAAAUGAUAGAGGAAUGGGUCAAUGAUUUUGAUGCUAGUCUUGACGAUUGGUGUCAUGAUGAUUCCGAAAUCUUAAAAGACGGAGCGACUACAGCUGACUUGGGCCGAUGGUCUGUUAGCGUAGGAGAAGAUGACCAGUCUCUCAAGGUCAUUGUUCUUAAUGAUAAGAGAGUAGGAAAUAGUAUUCGCCAGAUAAUUGAUACUUCGGGGGUCCCUCAACAAACAGUUGUUGGAGAGGCAUUCAAAGUUUUGCAACGGAUGAAAGAACGGACCCAGCUUGCGUACGUCUGGUUUGCUGGUGCCUUCCUUGACUCCUUAUUUAAGAAUCUUUUCACCUCUAUUCGCAUUAAGGAGGGGGAUCUUUUGAAGAUGAAAGAAAGCAUUAAAGGCAAAAACGUUGUCUAUGUACCGGUAUCCAAGACAAUACUUGAUCAGCUUCUGGUAUGGUAUAUUUGUCUUCGCUACCAUUUACCAGUACCCGCGAUUGUUUGUGAUGAAGCACUGGCUUUAUUGGGACCUAUCUCGGAUAUUCUUCGUAUUGCUGGUGCUUAUUUUGUCAGGCGAGAUCAGUCUACUCGCUCUCCUUUAAAUACGGCUGUGGCAGCUGCAUACACUGAGGCACUUCUUCAUGACCAUGGUGCACUGUCUAUGCUAAUUGAAAAGGCUCGUUCUCGUACUGGCAGACUACAAACUGUUUACAGAGAUGGUGUGCUCGAUAUGAUAAUUGAGGCUACCUUGGAAAGAAACCAAACCAAACCAACGUCACGCCAGUCAACACAACUUCAGGCACAAUAUCAAGAAGCAUAUGACAAUGGCAGUAGCUCUUCUCUUGUUUCUAAAGGAACUCUAUUUGUUCCUAUUAACAUUACAUAUGAGAAGAUUCCUGAGCUUCGUACUCUGAUUGAUCAAGUACUCGACCAAAAAUCACGUGCUGGCGCAGCGUCAGCUACACGACUUACAGCACCUUCAACUUUCCUUAGACCAAGCGCAUCUUUUGUGGGUCGUGCUGCAAAUAAAGAUAAUGGGACAGUAGAGCAAGGAAAAUACGGCCGUGUUUAUAUUGGCAUAGGAGAUUCAGUUGAUUUAAAGCAAAGGGUUCAAGAAGCCCACACUGAAUUUGAAAAAGAUGGAACUAUGGCUAUCAACGAGAAGCAAGCUUAUUCUACUGAGUAUGUUGCAAAGGCUAUUCAAAAACACCAACACAGGGCAGCGAUUGUCAGCCCUGUUUCGUUAGUUGCAGCAGCAGUUCUUUUUGGAAGGGCUACAAACGGUCUUCCAAUAGGAAAGAUCUAUGAGUAUGUUGAAUGGCUUCGAGCUGAAAUAAUAGAAAAGGGGAUUUCACUUGACUGGCAAGCUGAAGAAGAUGUCGAGACAGUAGUAGCAUAUGCACUAAAUCUAUUAGAUGCAAAAACAAACAUCAUUCUGGAUGGUAAACGUAUAACUGAAUUCACAAACGUAAGAGUCAUGGACCAUGCCGAUAAUAUUAUGGAUCUUUCUUACAUGGCAAAUCAGCUUGUCGAGAUAUUACUUCCCGAAGCAUUUUUUGCGGUUUUAUAUCUCUCGACUGGUCCAAAGAGAGUCUCGAAGGAUGACUUGCUCAGACAAUUUAACUUUUUGGUUCAUCUAUUUAAAGAUGAAUUUGUAUAUCCCUGGGAUAAGGAGCAGGAAUUCUAUCGUCUUCUAGAGUGGUAUACUAAAAAGGACAUUUUGACGCUUGCUGAAGGAGAUAAUACUUAUUAUAAAACCUUGACGAUGGACUCUGAUCACACUGUAUAUACGCAAAUCUGCCUGAUCGCUUCGUUCUUAUACCCGACUCUCGAUGCCUAUUGGAUCACAUCAUGCUCAUUGUCAGCUCUUCGCGAUUUACCAUACAUACCUCGUAAAAUUGUUCCUAUACUAUCUCAGUGGAUUGCAGCCCAUUUGAUCAGCGGGAGAAGAACAAUAUAUCGAGAAGUAUUAUCUACAGAGGCAAGCCAAAACGCCGUGGACAACUUUCUGGUCAUUGGGUUCAUUGAUGCUGUUCAUCCAAAAACAAAGCUUUCUCCAGAUGCACAAAUUCUCUUGCUUGAGUUGGGUGUAACAACAAACGAAGAUUUAGUUAUGGUGUCCAAUCGAGAAAAUAUAAGUACUGAAAGUGAAGUUGAUUCAAACAAAGCAAAUGCCCACGAACAUCCGGAUAGUCUCAGUCAUUUGAAGGAUAUUGCAGCACUUUGUCAUGAAAUCGAAAGAUAUCGAUUUGGUGCUGAUGCACAAACCAGAAAUCAUGGCCAAAAUGCCCAGGUGUUUGAUAAAUGUCAGAAUCAGAUACGCAGCAUCUUACGCGCCGAAGAAAGUUAUGCCACACAGCAUGGAAUGGAGCUCAUUAGGGACGAGGAUCAGAUGAUACAGCUGGUCUAUUCAUUGAAAGCAGGGUCAGGAGCAUCAAACCCAAGGCGAGUAUCCGAAGUUUAUAAUCUCAAAUCAUAGAGUAGGUUUUUAAGAUGCAUUAACAAACACACCAAGAAGUCUUGUUUCGUUUUGUUUCACUUCAUUUCAUUUUAUUCUUACUUUUUUUACAUUUUAAAUAUAAAUAUUAAAUAUUAAAAAAAAAUAACCUGUUUCUUUACCAAACUCAUUUUAUAUAAAUAAACACAACAAUCAAUAUACUAUUAUACAUUUGAUACUCUCC